AUGUUUGUGGUCAUUUUGUACAUGCUUGUCGUAGUAUACACACGUAAAAUGGAGUGGUCGCAGGAAAAAACAAUCCAAUUUAUCGAGUGCUAUCGGUCUUACCCGUUGUUAUGGGAUUCAAAAGACGAAUUCUAUAAAAAUAAAAUCAAAAGACAUGAUGCCUUAGUAGAAAUUGCAGCAAAGUUUGAAGUCGAAAAAGUUGAAGUUGAGAGAAAAAUUAAAAACCUCCAAAGUCAUUUUUUAAGGGAAAAAAAGAAAGAACAAGACAGCAAAAAGAGUGGAUCUGGGGCCGAUGAAUCAUUUACUUCGAAAUGGUUCGCCUACAAAUCUUUAUUAUUUUUAUCAUCCAGAAAUAAACCUCGCAAGACUAUGGAUUCGCAAAUGAUUGAUUACACUGCUGAAGACAGCUUAGAUAGUACGACUGCUUGCACUGAAACCUCAGAUGAAUGCCGAAAGCGUUCACGCAACGUGGGGAAUGUCAACGAAAAAAUUUCGAGUGCAUAUUCUAUUAUGACGGAGGUAUACAAAAAUCGGAGUGACAAAGAUGAAUUCUCCUUGUUCGGUGACCAAGUAGCUGUGAAGUUGAGAAAAAUUUAUUGUCCUUACGCAAGACUUACUUUGCAAAAUAAAAUAAAUACCCUUCUAAUGGAGGGGGAACUCGGAGUAUACGACUCAUAUAAUUACUAUCGACCAGACACAAGUACCAGCUCUGCAACUAAUGAUGGUACUAAUAACUUUGUGCCAGAUUCUGACAAACAAGGAUAUAUUUCCAUAAAUAACAAUAAACCAGCUUUGAUUGAUAAUUCUCAAGAAACGCAGCUUUCCGUUCCUAAAGUUAUUGCAGAAGAACAAUCACGUGAUCCUUUAGCUUAAUGUCGUGCAUUUAGUUUGUUCAAAGCAACAUGCUAAAAAUGUGGUGUUUAUGUUGAUUUAUGAUGGAUGAUAGUUCUUAAGCGACGCAACUUUCCAUUCCUGAAAUUAUUACGGAGUAAUAUUCGCGUGACUGAUAAUUUUUUAGUUAAAAGCUAGAUGCUAAAGUUAUUUUAUGUUGACUUUAUUUGUUAAUUUUAUUUGUGAUUGAUUUCGUAAUACCAAAAAAUGUUUCCAUUUUUUUUAAUAAAUAAAAAAAUAAAUGCAGAUUCUAAUUUCGAAUAUGUUCCUUUAACCCAACAAUUAAUCACCUUGAAUUAUUUCUUACCUGCAUA
Amyelois transitella is the source of this 1205-nucleotide messenger RNA. RefSeq lists its product as uncharacterized. NCBI's taxonomy places the organism in Eukaryota, Metazoa, Arthropoda, Insecta, Lepidoptera, Pyralidae. The record is from RefSeq and is a predicted model, not a curated record. The transcript is spliced from 2 exons. The coding region runs from base 1 to 873 and encodes 290 amino acids.